UUUCGGUCUGCGAGAAAGAAAGAGAGAGCGAGAACGAGAACGAGAGCGUGACUCCAUGUGAGACAGAGGGGGAGGUGAAUGCAAGGAGGACCUGAAAAGGGGCUGUACAAACUAGCCAUCACAUACACACCGAAGCACUUGGGAGUACAGGAAGUAGCAGUUGAGAGGAAAAUCACUGCCUCGUCCUCUGGCAGCAGUGGAAGUUCAUGCAGUGGCCUUUCAUUUUAACUACACAACAAGAGGUUAAGACAUUAAGCCCUGUCUGGAUAAACCAUAUAGUUGCCCGAGGAGCCUCUCUGGACCAGAUCUGAAACAAGCAAAUAAACUAUAUGUCUGCUCUUGAUGUUGGGUUAGAGAUCAUAUCACUUGGCUUAAACCACCCAGAGAGAUUUGAUCAGUAAUACAGGGAUAAAGAAUGAGAACUACAGAACCUAUCUGUUUAAAAAUCCAAACAAAUGGACUGAGCACAAUAAAGCUCUGCUUGAAAGUUUAGCAACUACAAUAGCUGCAGUCAGAACAUUUGGACGACCUUUUGGCUAAAUGUGUUUUUUCAUGUGCUAAUGAAACGACAGGAAAGCACCAAGCACUGCCCUUCAUCUUGACAUUGUUCAAACGUUUUGAGACCAAGGGCUACGCGUGCCUUUAAAGAAACACUCUGUCUCGGGGAGAUUGCGAUAAACUCGAGGGACAUGUUUUGGUGACUCAAAAAGAAAGACAAAAAUCUGGAUGUAAGAUCGAAAACAGACGCAAAUAGAACAGAGGAUAGUCUCCCAGCCUUUGCCGCAUUUGCAAAAGAGCACAUCCCACUUGUGAAAUUUUCUUGGCCCUUUUCCAUGGGAACUGAUCCAGGGUGCAUUGAGAAAUACCUCCAGGGAGGUCUUGUUAGAGUUUGAAUAAUAUUGUGUGGAUUGAAAGCAAAAGUACAUUUCUCAGCUCAUCUCUGGGCGGUAGCGCGUCUACUCUGAAGGAUUAUGGUGAAGAAAGCAUCCAGCAAAAUGUAGAGCUUUGGUUUGACUUUGAUCCUGCGUUUGAUCCGUGUUUCUUCGUGGAAGUCGGGAAGCAUAAAACAAUCCGGGAUCCCGAAACCAGCUCUUACAAACCAAACGUAGGCCCCAGCUGAGAAAAAGAAAACUUUAUCACACCCAGGCUAGCGUGUCGGCUAAAAGGGGGCUCGCCGAAAGAAGAGAAUCUCUUAGGCAAGGACGGAGUGAAGCAGGCUGGGAUGGAGUGCAAACAUGAGCCUGCUAGAAGAGGGGAUAGCUGGGGUGGGCCUACCACUACAACAUCCUCCACCCUCAACAAGAUUGGAGCAAACACGUCCCUGGAGAGGCACAGUACUAACAUUUUAGAGAAAGAUGACCGCUGCGGAGUCAAAGCAAAGCCAGGCUUGACGUCUUGCCAGAUGGAGCGGAAAACAAACCUCAGCAGAAGUGCCAGUUUGUCGGAAAAGGAGCUGAAGGAGGCACGAACCAAGAGUCAGAUCAUUGCUGCUCAGCUCCAGGCCAAUUCCAACUCUAAAGGCGUCCAGCUUUUCAACCGGCGCAGACAGAGAGUGAACGCUUUCACACUCGUAAGCGUUGGAGGAGGGGGAGCGGAGGCAUCUAAGAAUGUGAUUGAUUCAUCUUUUGAAAGUCCACAGACAUGGGACAAACGCUCGACUGAGGACCAGGACAAAGAGUUGAAUCGCAGGAACCUCAAGACAGGUCUCACGUGGUCGGCCGGCAGAAUCCACAGUACUGGGAGUGGCAUGGAAGAUGCUAGUGAGGUAACACGGGAGGAUGUAGCAGAAGAAAGCAGCCAAGAUAGACACUUUCUCCCCGUCAAUGAGAAGGAUGAGGAGCUUUCAGAAGACCUCACAGAGCAUGUGAAGGAUGAGGUUACUCGUAGAAGUGACAGUAACUCAGCUGUUAAAGACAGAACUGGUGAAGAUGAAGCUGAAGCCAAUGGAGCACACAAUAAAGAAACCCCAAAUGGAUACAAUGCACAAUGCAAUGGAAAAGCAGAUAAGACGCUGACUAAACAGCCCACCAUCAUGAACAGAACAGCUCGCCCAUUUUUCUCCCCAACAACAGUAGGAUCCUCUGAAGCUACAAGUCCAGUCAUGGCCAUCCAUCCAGCCCAUGACUCUACAACUCCCCCAGUGCACCCAAGACCUGUUUUCUCUCCACCACCACUUCCACCUUCAUAUCCGACUCCUCCUCUCCCCAGCUACUCCAGCCCUCCUCCACCUAACACAGGCCAUGCUGCCUCACCUCAGCCUUCUUCUUACUACAUCCGCCCAUAUGUCCCCAAGCCUACAUUUGUCCCUGACCUCUUGAGUGAGAAGAGAUCUGUAGCUCCCAUCAAAACGGGGAUCCUCGAUGAGGGCCGGGCUCGCAGAGCAACCCGUAAGUCGAUGUUCACGUUUCAGGAGAAACCAAAAGUGGCUCCCAAUCCCGAACUCCUGUCCUUGGUGCAGUGUGCAGAUGAAAAGAAGAAAAAACCCCAGCCAGACGCAGGGCAGGAGGAGGAGCUGCUGGCUCUUGGGGCCGAAGCCUCAAACUUCCUGGCCAAGGACGAGGACGUUCACGAGGAAGCUGCGGUGCCAGAGUGGGCCUCGAGUUUGAAAAGCUCCAGAACGCGUGCCAGGAUGGAGCACAAGCCGGAGCAGGCCCUGACCAAUGCUUCAGGAAAAGGAGCUGAACUGUUUGCCAAACGCCAGUCGAGGAUGGAAAGGUAUGUCCAUGACAGCAAGGACCUGAGAUCACCCUCUCCUACCAUGUCCUUGCCUCCUUCGUGGGUAUAUCAAUCCAACAUGCCCGGUCGAGUGAAGGCCAUAGUAAACUCCUCCAAUAUAAGUGCAGAAAUUUCAAAGACACUUCAAACUCAGCAGGCCAUUCAGAAAAAGACUGUCCUUGCCAAAUCGCCAGCUCCUGCUCCAGCUCCACCUCCAGAGAUGCCUUUGGAGAACGGCUGCACCAAAAUCGAGAUGGAGCUGUCCAAACAUCAGCCAUACCAGCUAAACUCAUCCCUCUUCAUCUUCAACCCAACGAAAGAUCCCUACAGCACUCUUCCCAGAGCCGCCCCAGCUCCUAAACCUGUCGUGACCGCUCACUCCUACUCCAGACAAUCUUCCCUUCCAACAAGCCCUUUGCCAUCGCCGUACAGCCCAUCUGCCGGCUAUCGGUCAGCCCAUUGCUUUUCACCUCCUAUGACGCCUCUCAGUCCCAUCACAGCAGGCAGCAUCAGUUCCCCAGUGUCACCUUUAGCUCCAGAACGUGUGGCUUCACCUCGCUCUGGCGUCCAAGCACCACGUCCCACGUUCUCCACCAAAAAAGCUGGAAUCAGCCCACAGAUUAAGGCGGAGACCCCGGCACCAGUCAAUAACUCCGGCUCCACCACCCCAACCUCCAGGACGCCCAACCUCACUAGACGCUUCACCAGCCCUGAGGUGCUUUCCAGCGCCGUCUGGUCCCCCAGUAGCCCUCUAGUGACCUCUACAUCCUCCACUCCAAUCUACAAGCCCACUCCAAUCUCCCCCUCGACCCGACCCAUCCAUAAACCCGUCACAACAUGCCCUUCCCCAAGCCCUAUCCACAAGCCCAUUGCAACCACAGCAUCUCCAGGUACCAUCUUCAAGCCGACCGCCACCUCUCCAGUGUCUCCACCCUGGGAAACCAGGUGCCAGUCUCCGGCCGUCAGCCAGGACACCAAAACCAACCACCGCAUUUUGGCCAAAAACAUCAUCAAUGCUGCAAAGCGGAAAAACAGUCCGUCUCCCAGGGCGCUGGGUGGCCACAGUCUGCCCAUGUCCCCGGUGAGCGGCGGGAUCGUGCCUUAUGAACACAGUCCUGUCAGUCCAUUUCAGCCACGGAUCCUGGGCGCUCAGUCGCCCACCCUUACCAGUCCCUCUCCCACCCGCAUGAUCCACUCUCCGGUUCGCUUGUACAACACCCGCUCACUGACCGACUCGGACGCCUCGGUGGAGUCUGAGGAUUCGGGUCUGCGCUCUCCUGGAGUGCGCAGCUACAACACCUGCCCCCGUGGCUGGGCCGGCGGUCUGCAGGUGAAGAGGGGAGGCAUGUCUGAAGAUCUGUAGGAAGCACUUGAUGAUUUAUACUUCAGCCUGAUUUCGUUGUCGACCAAAGUGUCCUUUAAAUAUUGAAUGUAAAGCAUUGUGGAUUUUGCCGUAGGUUGAAUACAGUACAGUAUGAUGACUGUGUGAUGGAAGAAAAAAAUACACUAUUGUUCAAAAGUUUGGGUCAGUAAGAUUUUCCUGAGAAAUUUAAUCAGCAAGGAUGCAUUAAAAUGUUCAAACGUGACAAAAAGGCUUUUUUAUUGUUGAUAAAUAAAUUCGAUUCAGCAUAGAAUUCUAAAAAAUAUAAAAUUUCCACAAAAAUAUGAAGCAGCGAAAUGGUUUUCAAAAUUGCUAAUAAUACGAAAUGUUUCAUGAGCAGUAAUUCUCCAUAUUAGAAAAAUUUUUGAAUGAUCAUGUGAUUUUGAAAACUGGUGUACAGUGUAAAAAAAAAACUGUUUUCACAGUAUUUUUGAUCAAAUAAAUGCAGACUUAGUGAGCUUCUUUCAAAAACGUUGAAAAUCUUACCAAUGCCGAAUUUUUGAAUGGUAGUGUAGAAAAAGAAAAAGAAAAUUCUGACAUCAUUUACUCACCUCACAUGUUUACUCAAAGCAAUAUGACUGACUUUCUUUCAUGGGACACAAAAUGAAGUUACAUUCUGAAAUAUGACUAAUAUAUUGUCGUUGUUGGAAUCUAAGGAAGAAAGAUUUUAUCAAGGUCAUACCAUUUUGCAACAACAUGAGGGUGAAUAAAUGAAGACUAAAUCUAUGCAGCUGUCUGUAAUCUAAUGAUGAAGGCAUUACAUGGACUCGGAAAGUUGUACCAAAGAACCAAAGAUAAAAAAUAACGUGCAAGACUUUUCAAACCAGUAUUAGUUAUUAACCUUAUUAUUUUUUUAAAUCUACGUAAAUAUAAAAGGGAUUGACCCUUUGCUUUUUUGUACAGUACGUUUUGACAAUGUGUUAGAGAGUAUUGGAAUGUGACAAUAGGUCCGACUCGAGUCAAACUUGGAAGGAACUGAUUGCUUUUUGCUGAUUGUGAGUUCAUUUAGAUGUAAAGACAGAAUGACACAGCAAGGUUUCUAUGGUAUGAGAGAGAGUGGUAGGAAAUGUUCUAUAUUAUGUAUACUAUAAAUGGAAGCUGCAGGUGAUCUGAAAUCCAAUAAGGUUUCCAUAUUAGUUUAGUGCUGAAAUACAUGAGGGAAAUAAAAUGGUCUGAUGCACAACGGGAGAGGUGAAAAAAUAAAGCAUUAGGAGGUUUGUACAGUGUGAUUUCACAUAAAAUGUAGGAAUGAUUACAUUUCAGCGUUCAUUAAUGCACCUUGCUUAGACUGCUAUUAUUAUAUUUCAGUUUCCCAAGAGGGCAAAAACAGGAGAAGAGAGGAUUCUUGCUGAUGUUUUAUACAAUCAAGUUAAUCUUCACAACGUUUCAGCAUUUCACAUAAAAUGGAUUCUGGGUUUAGGGUGAUUGAGUGCUCUGUUGGUACAGUAAGGUGAGAUAAUUGCUUUUUUAUAUACAUUUCACACAAAUAAACAUAUUUCAUGGGGCACUUGAAAGGGUAUAUCAUAUACAUAAACAUCACCUCUGUCAGACUGUCUACAGCAUGCAUUUACACUUGACUGGUAUAGACGCACUGUAUACUGUGUGGUAAACAGUAAUUUACACUACUUAAUGCCGUAUGUUUGUCUGUCGUAGUUCUGAAAUUACAUAUUGAAAUCUGUCUGAGCUGAUCCCUAGCACUCAUUUAAGGAUUAAGUCUCAAGGGUCAUGCACACCAAGUGUACUCAUGUUUGCCUGCGGUCAAAUAUUGGAUCACCACACAUGAGAAAAUCAUUCUCUGUGUCGGAGCAUCAGCAGAUUUUUGAGUAUUUGCAUAUGGGGCAGUUUGAUUGACAGGGACAUCAGCUGUAAAGUGACUUGGCACCUUUGGUGAGAAUAAUGUUAUCAUUUCCAAGGAUGCUUUACAGCCCCUGUGUGCUUGUGCGAUCCUUCAUUUGGAUUAUGGGAGAUGUUAUGUAUGAUUCAAUUUACAUUUACAACUUCUUUUAAGUUUGAUAUCAUGUCUGAGUAACCAGCCUCAUUAUUAUCUCUGUCUGUUUUCUGUCUGUUUUUAAAUUAAGUGAAUAAACACAAACAAUGUCAUCUUC
Molecule: messenger RNA, 6201 nt
Organism: Carassius gibelio (silver crucian carp)
Lineage: Eukaryota; Metazoa; Chordata; Actinopteri; Cypriniformes; Cyprinidae
Product: synaptopodin
Exons: 4
Coding region: 1223-4078 (951 amino acids)
Biological process (GO): positive regulation of actin filament bundle assembly
Cellular component (GO): Z disc; nucleus; actin cytoskeleton
Molecular function (GO): actin binding
Source: RefSeq, a predicted model, not a curated record